Mesocricetus auratus (golden hamster) is the source of this 2687-nucleotide messenger RNA. It is a transcript of the gene Tmem232, whose product is annotated as transmembrane protein 232. NCBI's taxonomy places the organism in Eukaryota, Metazoa, Chordata, Mammalia, Rodentia, Cricetidae. Bases 163 to 2352 code for a protein of 729 amino acids. The record is from RefSeq and is a predicted model, not a curated record. The transcript is spliced from 15 exons.
ACGUUUGGAUUUCCAAAGAGAAAAUUCAAACAUGGAGAUCAGUGCGUGUAAGGGGCAGAGAGUAGAUUAAAAACAACAACAACGGAAAACAAGCGACCUUGAAAAUAACGUUCAAGUUACCAAUCGGAGCAAUUCCUUGGAGUGGGUUUCUGAUCUGUAACAAUGCCGGCUAACAAGUCACCGGUGAUCAAUAAGUUUGGAGUAAUAUCUUCCUCUUACCAUGAAGAACUCUUGAAAUUUAAUUUGGAAAGUGCGAAUAGAAAGAAGAGUCCCAAAACAAAGUCGUCGUUUUCAAUCACCAAAGAGUUCAUAUUGAAAUUUAACCACACAGAGAAUCCAUUAGAGAAGGAAGAAUUGUUGGAACAAGCUAGGAAACUCCUCGUCAGAUGUAAGAGGAAGCUGGGUCUCAAGGCGCUGGGCUCUGGGAAGCACGUGCAUCUUCCGACUGCGUGGGCAGAGGUCAUCUAUCUGGCUCAGUGCAAAGGGGAGAUCCAAGACGAAGCUUUGAACAUGCUCCACGCCUCGUUGGACCACGCUUCCUUCAGCUGCGAUCAGCUCCCUGCCCUGUUCUUUCUGGCGGAAUCGGUUUUAUAUCGGCUCUGUUGUGAUGCAUUCCUGAAGGGGUUUUUAUAUUUGAUUGAAAUAAAACUGGUGAAGAUUGGCUAUUUGAUCUUCUUACGACUGUUUGUUUUUUUCCUGCACGGUCACUUAGAAAGUUUUAAACAACAUUUGCUUAGGCUGCAACCAUAUCUAUACGCACUUUAUUUCUCUGAGGUAUCCUUCCAGAAGUAUCCAAACAUCCUCUCAAACGUGCAGUUCAUUCUGAAAACGUCGGAAAUUAUAUGUAAAAGAGAACUCCACUCUGAGUCAGUCGUGGGGAAUGGAGACGGAAUGGAGGGCGUGUCUCCUGACUUGGGGCGUUUGAAGACGGAUGCGGGGGGCUAUGAAGUCAGCCACCUGCUCUGGCACUGCGUGGCUGCCUGGUCUUGUGUUCAGAACAAUAGUCCUCAGCUGAAUGAUGUGCUUCAACAUCUCCUCUGCCACAAGACACAGCUUCAAACGAAAUGCUGGUUGGAUUCAGCGCUGGCUUUGUUGGUCCUGGGGGAGGCUGCUAAGUUGAACAUGGCCUGCUUGAAGGCACUGAUGGACCUAGUGAGAGAUUUCCUUCUGAGCAUCUCCUCCGUUCAGAACCAGGAAAAGAGCUUUGAGACGUAUGACCUUUCCUGGGCCUCAGAUGUUAUCUUCACAUAUACAACAAUUAUUUCGGAAGUGUGUUUGUAUGCAGCUACCUCUUACCUGAGGAAAACGGCUUUGAUUGGGUUCUGUGACUGUCCAAGUCGGCAGAAGGAGGCUUUCCCCAUGGACAAGUCAGAAAAGCAGCCAGAACUAGAGGGGAUGAGCAUUUUAAGUCUUCUGAAAUAUUUCUCUUCCAAGAUGUCUGAUAACUGCCAAAAGGGAAGAAGCUGGGCACAGCAGCACGUCACUGUAGAGUCAGCUCUCUGGGAGGCGGAGGCAGGAGGAGGACCAGCAGAUCGCACAGGAGAACGGAAGCCGAAGAGCCACAUGCAGAGGGGUCUGUUAGAGUCUCCAGGUGCUGAUGUGGUCUGGAUAGGAUAUUAUGGCAUAGUAUAUAACAUGGUGAAGAUGUCAUGGGAACUUCAGGGUGAUGAGGAACAGGAUGGACUUAGAAACUUGAUAUGGAAAAUCCUGCAAAAUAUAAGGGAUUAUGAGCAAGAUCCACGAAUCCAAAGUGCAUUAAUGAUAGCCCAGGCUGAAUUAAACGAGCCAGUUGACCCGUUCACUAGGUACAGCACAAAAGUUGUACCAAACCUCGGAGAAGAAGUUUUCUCGAAGUACGUCGGGUGGAGAGUCGCCAGCACACUCUCCAAGCUCUUCUUCCCCUCCCUGGACGCUGCCCGAGUGCUGUCCUCAAAGAGGCCCGCAGAGGUCGGUCGGCCAAGGAAACACACAGCCCAGACACAGGCGCCCGCCCGCAAGAGAGUCCUUCGCUUUUGUGUAAAGGACCAUUCUUCUGUACUAGAUAUUUCCAUGUUUCCAUACCCAGAUUUCUUCACCAAGGCAGAUAAGAAAUUGACAGAAAUCAUCGACCAUCAUUGGCAGAAAGAAACGGAGGCCCGGCAGCAGGAGGAAGAAGCCUGUGAGGCCCAAAGACGUUCUGACGAGGAGAAAAAGGCGAAAACCCGCUUUCAAGAAAUUAUGAAGCAGAGAGAGAAGAAACUGAACAAGAAAACCAAACCCUAUGAAAUCCCGUCCUUGGAAAAAGAAGAUGACCUGGAAAAGGAAAGUGGGUUCCAUGGGCCAGGACCGGAAACGACAACCCUAGCUAAGUGAGCUAUGUGGUAGGAACGCAUUCUUAGAGUUAACUUGAGGCCCUUCUUAAAAAGGAGUUAUCUUGGUACUGGUUAGUAGUCACAGCGUAGUCUUAUGUUAGUAGUCGAGUUUUCUCCACACUUAGGUGAGGUGUGUUCACCGGCUGUCCCUGUCUCCCCUCGUUCUGGUGAAGCUGCUUCAGUUGCUGUCUGAAGAGACUGAACUGAAGAUUAACUAAUGAGCUGGGGGAGGGGUUAAGGGGAGAACAAGAGAAUUGCUCUUGAAAGCAUGAGUGAAUGUAAUCUUGUGUCCUUUGAAAGCUUUUAUUUCAAUAAAGAAGUUAUGGUGCCUCUGUA